This is a messenger RNA of Triplophysa dalaica, 2267 nucleotides long. It is a transcript of the gene drd4a, whose product is annotated as dopamine receptor D4a. Gene Ontology annotation, cellular component: plasma membrane. The coding region runs from base 432 to 1628 and encodes 398 amino acids. The record is from RefSeq and is a predicted model, not a curated record. Gene Ontology annotation, molecular function: dopamine neurotransmitter receptor activity, coupled via Gi/Go; G protein-coupled receptor activity. The transcript has 4 exons. Gene Ontology annotation, biological process: adenylate cyclase-activating adrenergic receptor signaling pathway; adenylate cyclase-inhibiting dopamine receptor signaling pathway. Lineage: Eukaryota; Metazoa; Chordata; Actinopteri; Cypriniformes; Nemacheilidae.
UGUGGAGAUGCCACCGGUCACCCCGCGCGCUGCGGACUUUAUUUAGCAACUGCAGUACUCAUCAACUUUAACAAGCGAUGUUGUUCUAAAGAUGUGCAUUUUUAAUAACUACCAAAACAUAUCGCAAUGCAUCAGGCGGUAAUAAUAGCGCGCGGUUACGCGCUGCGCUAAGCCGCUUUUUAAGUCGCUGCGCGCAGGUCGAUGGAAAUAGAAACGCAAGCUGGAGAUCAGCGCAAACCUGUGUGGACAACUUUUGUGAACAAAAUUAUGAAGAAUGAAGGGAUCUUAUGUUGUUUUCCUUUUUGGUUAAAGACGCAAACAACGGGACGGAACGGCGCGCAGACCGAAUCCAAAGCGUUUCAGGUGCGAUCCGACGAUGGCAAAGAACGGGUUUUAAAGAUGUGUUUUAUUCAAGUAUUGCCGAAUGACGGAUGACUGUAGAGACAGACAUGCAAGCCAACCUCACCGUCUCAAACCACAGCACGAACUACAACUUCCCAGCCCUCAUAUUCGGAAUCUUAUUGAUUAUUUGUAUCAUCUGUGGGAAUGUGCUGGUGUGUCUGAGCGUUUACACGGAGAAAGCUUUGAAAACCACGACAAACUACUUUAUAGUCAGUUUGGCUGUUGCUGAUCUGCUUUUGGCUGUUCUGGUUUUGCCGCUGUUCGUUUACGCAGAGUUUCAGGAUGGAGUUUGGAGUUUGAAUAUGGCCCUAUGUGAUGGACUCAUGACUAUGGAUGUGAUGCUUUGCACAGCUUCUAUAUUUAACCUCUGCGCCAUCAGCAUUGACAGGUUCAUCGCAGUAUCCUUCCCUCUCAUUUACAACCGCAAGCACGUGGACCAGCGACAGAUUGUACUGCUUUCCGCCACAUGGAUCUUAGCUCUGGCGGUGGCCUCGCCCGUGAUGUUCGGCAUCAACAACGUCCCUAACCGGGACCACAGCGAGUGCAAGCUGGAGGACAACAAUUACGUGAUCUACUCCUCCGUCUGCUCAUUUUUCGUGCCGUGUCCCAUCAUGCUCAUGCUGUACUGCGGAAUGUUCCGCGGCCUAAAAAAAUGGGAGGAGGCACGUAAAGCCAAGCUGAAGAACAGCAUGCAGGCCUGUAAGAAGCUCCAGGAGGCCGCCGCCUCCUUGCAACCCCUGUCCGGCCUGCCGCCCCCUCUGCCGCCCGUCAUCGACAAUGACCUCGCUGAUAUUUCCCUGGAGGAGGUGGACCAGGAUCAGUAUCCAGAUUCUGACAGCCCGUACCAGGCGGACUGCAAAGACGUAAGUGUGUCCAUGCUGGCGUACCCCGGCGAGCGCUGCAGGGAAGAUCAGAACCGGAACCGGCAGAGGAAGAGGGCAAAGAUUAACGGGAGAGAGAGGAAAGCCAUGAGGGUGCUUCCGGUUGUUGUUGGUGCCUUUCUCUUCUGCUGGACACCAUUCUUCGUAGUGCACACUAUGAGGGCUAUCUGCGAGGACUGUGACAUCCCCAGCAGCGUCACCAGCAUCGUGACCUGGUUGGGUUACGUCAACAGCGCCCUCAAUCCCAUCAUCUACACCGUCUUCAACACGGAGUUCCGAAAGUUCUUUAGGAAGUUUGUUCCGUCUCUACCCAGCUGCUGCUUGCCUGAACGUGCUAACCUCUGAGAGUUUAUGAACAAACCAGACAAUGUGAUGCUUACAUGUAAAUACAGCAUGUUUAAAGAAAUGACUACAGUAUAAUGCACCAAGAUGUUUGCUGCCAUUACAUUUGACCUGGCUGUAUGUUGACUAUUUGUAACGCAGGAGAUUCCCGGUGUGACAUCGUAUGACGUAAAAUUCAGGAAUGAGACUUGCAUGUUCUCUUAAAGGGAUAGUUCGGCCAAAAAUAGAAAUGCUGUCAUCAUUUAUUCACCCUCAUGUCAUUCCAAACCUGACUCUUUCAUCUGUGAAACACAAAAGAAGAUAUUUUGUAAAAUGUCUCAGGAAGUCAAUGGGGUCCGGUGUUGUUUAAUUAUUGACAUUCUUUCAAAUUUCUUCUUUUGUGUUCCGUCAGGUCUGAAAAUGAUCAAAGAUCAUACGUAAGGAUUUCAUACAGCUCCCGGCUAAACAAUGUAUACUUACACAAUUUGUCAAAUCAUGCAUGCAGUUUACACAAGUAUGGUACAAUUGAACAAUUAUGUCUAUUUGUUGUGUAUGCGUUUCAUAAAUGAGGCCAAUGUACGCUUUAAAGCUUCUAUGGAUUGGUCGGCCAUACGAUGACCUCUUGUUGCCAUAACUGCAGUCUUACAUCACAUGGAGUUCAUC